Molecule: messenger RNA, 612 nt
Organism: Aspergillus candidus
Lineage: Eukaryota; Fungi; Ascomycota; Eurotiomycetes; Eurotiales; Aspergillaceae
Exons: 1
Coding region: 1-612 (203 amino acids)
Source: RefSeq, a predicted model, not a curated record
AUGAGAUCCAUCCUCGCCUUCCUCGCAGCAGGAGCAGCAGCAGCAACAGCUGCUAUAACAGCAACAGCAACAGCUCUCACCCUCAAGAAACGACCUUCCAAACAGCCUAGACCCGUCCUCAUUUACCCAACGCGCACCCACAGCCGCUACAUGAACAGUUUCAACAACAACAACAACAACAUUGCCACCAAGAACAAUAAUACCUUCUACAUCCUCAAAGACCCAAUCCACCCAUCCCGCGACACAACCUGCCUCGUCACAUUCGACCUUCUUUCAGGACAGACGUACCAGUUAGAUUUCCACCUCAGCAGCAGCAAUAGCAAGACGAGCCCUAUCUCAACAGGCUCGCAAACUCUCGAUGUUUUUUCCACGGUGGAGUCUUCUUCUUCCACCCCAUCCAGAGACCGCCAUCUUACGCGGUUGGUAGUCAGAGAGGGGGGGACGGAGUGGGUUGGGAUGGGUGUGGAUAGUGGUGAACCGCCCAUCUUUAAAGUGCAGGAAAACAACAAACCCAUUGUGUUGGAGUUUGUUGGGGUAGGCGAUGCAGUUGAGGUUUGUUGGACGGGGGUGGAUAUGGAUGUUGGGCCUUUUAUGAGGGAUGUGACUAGUUAG